AUGUGUAACGCUUUGAGGUUAUGGAGGUUAGGCAGCGUGAAUAAUUUGAAUUAAACCGUAGAUAAUUUAAAUUGAAUUGAACGUAAUUGUUGUGAUUUUGUAGUCACGUGUGUGUAAAAACAUUCCAGGCACGCGCUCGUCCUGGCACAAUCGGCAUUGCCAUGGAAAUGCGAUUCUUCCAAGCGGAACUUGUGGCGAAUGUACAGAACACAAGCGAGUUACAAGACCAAAGAGUACGAAGGUCGCAAAUUAGUGGGCUUCUCAAUGGAGAAAAUGUACCGCGUAGUCGCCGACGUGGAGAAUUACAAAGAUUUUUUACCCUUUUGCACGAAAUCUGAGAUCACGAUGAAAACCAAAGACUUCCUGAAGGCGAACUUGGUGAUUGGAUUUCCGCCCAUAAACGAGAAUUAUACGUCGAAGGUGACCAUGGCGUAUCCGAGGAUAGUUAAAGCUGAAUGUAGGGACGGCAGAUUGUUCGAUCAUUUGGACACCCUGUGGCUGUUUAGUCCCGGACUGAAAAACAAUCCUGAAACAUGCGUGAUCGAUUUCUCGUUGUCCUUCGAGUUCAGAUCCGUCUUUUACUCUCAUUUGUCAAAUUUAUUUUUCAAUAAGAUUGUGAGGCAAAUGGAGAACGCCUUCCUUGAAGAAGCGACGAGAAGGUACGGCCAGCCGUGCUUAAAGGCGGUACGGCUGCAAAGAUGACAUGAGAUACUUUUUAGAGAUCAUUGAAUAAUAUUUAUUUUUGUUGGCUUAAUGAAUUUAGUGUUACAUAAUUAUUUUUAAAAUAAAUGUGUGUAAAGUUUAACAAGAUUAUGUAACGGAAAUUGAUGUGACGAGAGAUGACGAACCAAGUAAAUGCUUUUACCAUGGAACAUUUACUUAACAAUAAUUGUAUGAAACAAAAACAUUUUCUUUUGAAAAUCUAGUCAAACUUCCAUAAUAUGUAUAUACGAAAAAUCAAUGAAUUAUGAAGACUACAUUUAAUAUAAAAUGUGCAAAAAUAUGUUACGUGGAGCAUAGAUUAUUUACC
Messenger RNA from Temnothorax curvispinosus, 1030 nucleotides. RefSeq names its product coenzyme Q-binding protein COQ10 homolog B, mitochondrial-like. The coding region runs from base 199 to 702 and encodes 167 amino acids. The record is from RefSeq and is a predicted model, not a curated record. The transcript is spliced from 2 exons. Lineage: Eukaryota; Metazoa; Arthropoda; Insecta; Hymenoptera; Formicidae. Gene Ontology annotation, cellular component: mitochondrion. Gene Ontology annotation, molecular function: ubiquinone binding. Gene Ontology annotation, biological process: cellular respiration; ubiquinone biosynthetic process.